This is a messenger RNA of Coturnix japonica (Japanese quail), 676 nucleotides long. The record is from RefSeq and is a predicted model, not a curated record. NCBI's taxonomy places the organism in Eukaryota, Metazoa, Chordata, Aves, Galliformes, Phasianidae.
UGUGUGACACAACAGUUCACAAGCCCUGCCAACAGAAUUCAAGGAGCUGGCCACCAGGGAGCACAUGGAGAAAGAAACUGCAAAGGACCUCCUAAAGCAGAUAGAGAGGAUCUUGCUUCACAUCAUCAACUGUCCUGUGGUCAUGUCACUUUCAAGGAGGAAUCUCAGGCUUUUGGAACUUGCUAGAUCAUCUUUCUCCCUUGGUUACACGAUAACAUUAUAUUUCAAGAAUAUGACAAGCCACCUAAUCACAGAUUUACAGAAGAAGGUGACAGCAUUACAGAAGGAAAACCAGAGUUUUAGGAAAAGGAAAGAGAUCACAUUAGAAAAUCACGAGUCAUUUUGGGAAGAGAACAGAGAUAUGAUCUCAGCCUUCCAAGACAAGAGCAAGGAUUCCUGGAAAAAGAACAUGAUUCUAUGGGAGAAAAACAUGACCUUUUGGAACAAUGUCAACAUCUUGCUAAAGGAUGAAAUGGAAAUCUGGGGAAAGGAGCUAGUCCAAUGGAAAGCAGAGCUGGACCUCUGGAAGAAGGAACUGGACCUUUGGGAAGAGGAUUUCCUUGGAAAUACAGAAGAAAAUACGACUGUACUGACCAGAAAUCAAUGAGGCACUCACAAAUUUAGAAUGAUUUCUGCCUUCUUCCACUAAUAAAACCUUGACUGCUCUCUGAAACUA